UAAAUUAAAAAAAAAAAAUGUAUAUAGAACUUUUUCGAAAAUAAAAGAAGAUCUUUGCAUAAUGAAAACUAUAAAAGAAAGAAUCGAAGAUAUAUACAAACAAAUUCCAUUUUUGGAAACAAUUAAAGAUCCAAAUGUAAAAAAAGUGGUCAAUAUUUUAAAAAAAGAUAUAAGAAAUAUAUUGAAUAACCAAGAAAAGCUGGAGAAACUGGAACACUUAAUAAAAAAAUAUAAAACUAUAUCAGUAUAUAAAAAUGCUUUGGAAAUAGAAAAAAAAUUUACACAACAACAAAGAGAAACUGAAAAGGUAGCACAGCAUGAAACAAUAGUAAUAUAUAGUAGUGAUGAAGAAACAGACAAAACUAAAGAUUCUACAGAUGAUCAUCAACAGUAUUUAAUACCUCCUAAUAAAAUCAAAAAGGAAAAACUUAAUGAUUUCAAAGAUACAAGAGAAAAGGAAGAAAUUCUUUUUACAAGGAGAAAGAAAUCAACUGAAAAUAUUAUAACAACUGUUAUUGAAAUUAUUGAUAGUGAGGAUGAAGUUCUAACUAAUUCUAAUCAUACUUUAGCUAAGCAAAAUAUUUCAGUUGAUAAUCUUAAGCUAGAAUUAAAUGAAAAUGAAAAUUCGUUUAAUGAUGAAUUAAAAAAUAAAAGUAUAAGAGAAUUAGAGCAAAUAGCUCUUAAUAUUUUGAAAGUAGGUACAAAUCGAAACAAUACCAAUCCUGACAGUACUUCGGUUGACAUCAGAGAAAAUUUUGUAGAAAAUUCAUCUAAAUCAUUAAUAAUUUCCCAAAAUGUUAUAACACCUACGGCUAAUAAUUUAUAUACAGCAGUUGUACCAGAUCAAAUUUUUAAUAUAGGAUCUGAAAUAAACCAAAUUGUAAGAUAUAAUACACCUACUCCAAAUAUACAAGUUCAAGCAAUGUCGACGACCACUGAUUUUUCUCCAACUAUUUACCAUCAAAUACCAUUGAAUUCGUAUUCUUCAAAUACACUAUUUUCUUCAAAUUCUGAAAUUUCAAUUGAAAAUAAUCAAUUUUGUAAUAUACAACAUAAUAUUGUUGACAGUACUCAUUCAACAAAUUUAUGUUAUAAUGAAAAUUUUAUAAGUGCUUCCCAAAAUUCAGAAAGUGUCAUAAUGCCGAACUGUAAUAGACGAAAAAAUUUAAUAUCAAAUACAGCAGAUACAUCACAGCCAGUCUCAACAACAAGAAAACGCAAAUCAUCAAAAGAUGAAGAUCUGUCUAAUAAAUCAGAAAAUUGCUCUAGUAAUAGACAAUUUAAUAGCAAAAAACUCAAAAGUAAUAUUUUAACAGACAGUACUUGCACCGACAACAUUGUCAUAACUAAUGUACGAUCUAUAAAUGAGAAUGAAGAAAAACAGAAACAAAUGACAACAGAUGACAAUGAACAUAACAUCUCAAGUAAACCUGCUAAAAUAACUAGAAGAAGAUUCACAUACCAUGCUUCAGAUCUCAAUAAAGUUAAAGAAUCGAAUGAUACCUCAAUAACCCAAAAAGUGAAACAACCACAAAAGAUGAAAGGUAGACGAAAAUCAGUUUGUUCUCAUCUUGAAAAUGAUGUUAAUUUAAGAGAACUUCAUGGCCUCCAAGAGCAAUUCUUAAAUUGGGGUUAUACUUUACCUGAACCCAAAACACAUCGUCCUGCAUUUAAUAAAGCUUUGCAAAAAAUAAGACGACAUAGCAAAGUUUGGGAUGAAGAAGAAAUUGCAGAUUUAUUAUCAGACGAAGAAAUAAGAAAGCCAAAACAAAGUCGACGUAAGUCUGUUUGUAUAUCUGAACCUGAAUUUGAAAAUAAUCGCAAUUCAAAAGAUAAGAAUUCCGCAUUGAAUAUUUCUGCAACAGCUAGAAGUAAAGAAAAUGAAGAAAAAGAAAGAUCCGGUAAAGAGAAUAUAAAAAUUGUUUUGAAAAAAAUUAACUGCGAAACAUCGGAAAAUUGUAAUAGUAAUCAAUUAAAAGAUUUACAAUUUGAAGUAACAGCAGCAAGCAAUAUAACUAAAUUAGAUGAAGUAAUUGAAACAAAAUCAAAAAUAUCUAAUACACCAAAAAUUAUAUUUAGAAAUACAGAUCAAAAUUUACAUUGUUAUAAUAAGAAUUUUAUGAGUAAAUGUGUAAUAUGUGAUAAAACAGUCAAUUCUAUAGUUUCUCAUUACGUUAACAAUCAUAAUAAUAUCAAAAAUCAUGAAAUAUAUUGCUCUCGACUUCCUUAUUAUUUAAUUGAAAAGUAUAAAAAAAAAAUAUUGGAAGCGAAAUUAAUUAAAAUUAUUCAACUAAAAUAUAGAUGUAAAUGUGCAUUUUGUGAUAAACAAAUUUAUGGAGCUCCAAGUGAUUUCUAUGAACAUUAUUCUACGCAUACAGGUGAAUAUGCUUGGGAAUGCGAUAAAUGUUGUAAAAAAUUGCCUCAUGAAACAAAAAUGAUUGAACAUUGCGAACAUUGUAAGAAAGGUGGUAAUCCUAAAAGAAUCUAUGCAUAUCAAGAACAAAGUGAAGUGGUUGGUUCAUUUUGUGCUGAAUGUAAAUUCAUUCAAUUAAAUAAAUCGAAUGUAAUUAAACAUUUGGAAAAUCAUCAUUCAAUUGCAAGAGAACCAGAAAGAUUAUGUGAAAGUCUCGUACUUGUAAAAUUCUCUGAAAAAGCAAAAAUGACUAAUAUAGAAGAAAUAUUUGAAAAGAAUUUCAGUGAAUUAAAUACGGAAAGUUUUACAGAACAGAAAUUUAAUAAACCAAAUUCUCAAGAAUUGAUAACAGUUUUGAAUGAACCAGUUUGUGAUUAUAUCAAUAAUGGUAAGCUUACACAAUUUUAA
This is a messenger RNA of Condylostylus longicornis, 2821 nucleotides long. RefSeq names its product myb-like protein D. The coding region runs from base 62 to 2821 and encodes 919 amino acids. NCBI's taxonomy places the organism in Eukaryota, Metazoa, Arthropoda, Insecta, Diptera, Dolichopodidae. The transcript has 6 exons. The record is from RefSeq and is a predicted model, not a curated record.